Molecule: messenger RNA, 594 nt
Organism: Prorocentrum cordatum
Lineage: Eukaryota; Dinophyceae; Prorocentrales; Prorocentraceae
Source: the annotation of a GenBank genome assembly
AUGAGGAUGGCGAAGUUGGAGCCUAACCUCAUUCAGCUACAGCGCUGGGAUCAGCGCGUGCGAGAAAGGCGAGCAGUGGGAGCGGGCCCUGACGCUGCUCAGCGAGAUGCGGGAGGCGAAGGUGUGCCCCAACUCAGCUACUGCGCUGGGCUCAGUGCGUGCGAGAAGGGCAAGCAGUGGCAACGAGCUCUGGCGCUGCUGAGCGAGAUGCGGGAUGCGAGAGUGGAGCCCGUCGUCAUGUCGUACAGCGCAGGGAUCAGAUCGUGCGGUAAGGGCGAGCAAUGGGAGCGGGCCCUGUCUCUGCUCAGUGAGAUGUGGGAGGCGAAGUUUGAGCUCGACGACGUUAGCUGUCAGGCUGGGAUCAGCGCGUGUUCGAAUGGUGGGCAGUGGCAACGAGCCCUGUCGCUCCAGAAGAAGAUGUCGGAGGCGAAGAUGGUGCCCGAACCCUACUCACCUACAACGCUGUGGCAAGCGCGUGCGAGAAGAGCGAUCAGUGGCAGCGGGCUCUCACUAUGCUCAGCGAGAUGUUGCAGGCGAAGUUGGAACCCAGCGUAUCAGUUACAACGUUGGGAUCAGCGCGUGCACCGUGGGUGA